AUAUUUUAUCACUUGUCUUCUGUCAUCAGGUGAUCUAGGUUUGGGAGUAAAAAUCCUGAAAAAGGGAUAAAACGCCAAAUAUUUUCCUAAAUCAAUAUGUCUGGAAAAGAUAGGCUAGCGAUUUUCCCUUCUCGGGGUGCUCAGAUGUUGAUAAAGGCUCGUUUGGCUGGAGCACAGAAAGGCCAUGGUCUCUUGAAGAAGAAGGCUGACGCCCUCCAAGUGAGGUUCCGUAUGAUUUUGAGCAAAAUUAUCGAGACAAAAACUCUUAUGGGUGAAGUGAUGAAAGAGGCUGCAUUCUCUCUUGCCGAGGCUAAGUUCACAACAGGAGACUUCAACCAGGUUGUGCUGCAAAAUGUCACUAAGGCUCAAAUCAAGAUCCGCUCAAAGAAAGACAAUGUUGCUGGUGUGACCCUCCCAAUCUUCGAGUCGUACACUGAUGGUACUGACACAUAUGAACUGGCUGGUCUGGCCCGAGGUGGUCAACAGCUCACCAAGCUGAAGAAGAACUUCCAGAGUGCUGUCAAACUGCUGGUCGAGUUGGCCUCGCUACAGACUUCUUUCGUGACCCUCGAUGAGGUGAUUAAGAUCACCAACAGACGUGUUAAUGCUAUUGAGCAUGUAAUCAUUCCCCGACUGGAGCGUACUCUCGCUUACAUCAUCUCCGAGCUGGAUGAGUUGGAACGUGAGGAGUUCUACCGGCUGAAGAAGAUCCAGGACAAGAAGAAGAUCAUCAAGGAUAAGGCGGAAGCGCGUAAACAAGCGGCACUGCUUGCCGGCCAGGACUUGGCCAACGCAGCCAACUUGCUGGACGAAGGCGACGAGGACCUGCUGUUCUAGGCGCCGCGCCGAUAUUGUAGACACUCAUUUAUCUAGCCAGUUGUUAGUAGCGUGCAGUCAAGUCAACUCCCAGCAUUGGUCACCAACCACCAACAUCCGAACAUAACAAAUAUUUGAGCCAAUGUCCCAUUAGGAUUUUUAAAUGCCUUUUUGGAUUUUCUCCCUUCCUUAUCAAAGGUUUUCCAAACUUGACUGCAUGAAUUAUAAAAUGAUAUUACAGUGUUCAUUACCUACCCAUGUUGUAAAUACAGUAUUGUUGUAUCACUGUUAAAUAUGUACUAUGUGCUGUUACCACUAUCACCCCGCACUGCGGUUUAAAACAGCUGUUUACUAUUAAUAAUUAUAAAGAUUGGCUGUUUGCUUAGGUGUUGUCGUAUGUAAGCAUUCCACCCACAUUUUGGUUUUGUUUUUAUUUUUCAAAGCUUUUUUUAAACGCUGUAUGUAGCAUAAAAUCAGUAUAAGUACACCUAUUAAGUAUUUAUGGUUUUGAAUUGUUGUUUGGUAUCUUAACUAAUAUUUUAAGUAAGCAAUCAAUCAUGUAAAUACAAGUUUGUGACGCGAAAUAUAUUAUUAUUAUUGA
Molecule: messenger RNA, 1417 nt
Organism: Spodoptera litura
Lineage: Eukaryota; Metazoa; Arthropoda; Insecta; Lepidoptera; Noctuidae
Product: V-type proton ATPase subunit D
Molecular function (GO): proton-transporting ATPase activity, rotational mechanism
Source: RefSeq, a predicted model, not a curated record